GAUACAUCAUGCUACUUUCAUUUUGAGUAAACUCACAGAACAUUCUGCACAGAAGCCGCGUUUGUCUCAGCAAGGAACCAAGUCUUCUCCAGAGACCCAGUUACAGUAAGUGGGGAGGGUUGGUCACAGAUAGAUGGGCACCACAUGCCUUCACUUCUGAGAAGAAACCAGAAAGAAGAGAAUUAGGAGAGGUAGCAGCCCAGGGCAGGGAACAUGGGGAGAAGAAGAAACACUUUUGCUGCAGUCGGAGGCAGGAAAAAUGGGCAGACUAGGCAGAAUAAUGAUGGCAUACAAGCAUGUGGUCGGCAUCUUUUCACGAGAUACUCGGGAUGCGUUUGAUUGGCUAGACCGUUUCCUCCUGACCAUACCUGGAGUGAAUGACGUUCGAACUAUACAUAUCACCAACACCAACUAUAUAGAGGUUAUGGAGGAGGCCUAUAAGUGCACCUUUGCCAUCCUGUACCAUUCCAAGAACAGAGGAAGGAUAAAUGUAGCCGACGUGACAGACGCUCUCUAUGACAAAGAACUGGACGAUUUGUCUCGUUGUCUAGGAAGAGAUAGGGUCAUUGUAGUGAUAGAUGAUGUGGAGGACAGCUGUUUGGAGGCCAAGAACAAUAUCCUGCAGAAGCAGCCGAGCAUUGGGAGACUGACCAUAGAACUCUACCUCUUCGGUGACCAGGACAAGAAUUAUCAAGGAGAAGCAUCAAAUUUCACUGGAAACAAAUUGGUUCAUAUGAAGAGGUUAAUAAGUGGGAAAAUCAACAAGGACCAUCGUCCUGAAACCUCAGUAAACAUGGACAACUAUGUCCCGUAUACCGACAAAUCAAGAAAAAACAUUAUUGGCUUUUUAAAGAACUAUGGAGUAAUGAUAUUUGGGAUUAUAGUUGUACUUGUGAUUGUGGCGGUAGUCAUCAGUUGUAAUAGAUACACAGAGAACUGGACGACUACUGCAGGGUACCCUACUACAAGCAACAUGCCCACCACCUGGCAUCCAGAAUCAAGCCUGCCUAAAACCACCCAUCAUCCAACCAACUUUACUUCUGUAGAUACCACACCCAAUCCUGGCAAUGGCACCUAGGAGUCUCCAACAUCAACCUUCCAUGCCAAAAAUAUCAGCUUGAGUCCAUGAAGGGUUUUCAUUCCAGGGGACAACACAGUCUGGAACAAAUUUGUUCCUUUAGUGACAAAGAAACCUCUAGAAAUGGUUCACAUUUGCAAACUUAACAAGUAUUGAGUGAUUUAUCAUUUUUGAUGCUGAAAACAUGGCAGUGUAUGAGUAACUGUUGCUUUUUGCUUGAGUUGAAGAUCUCUUGCCUCUCCUACUGUAAGCUAGCACCAAAUUGUUCUGAUGUUGGCCAAUGUGCCAGGCAUCUAUUUGCUUCCCUUCCCAUAUUAAGCUGCUUCUUGACUUGUGUAGUUCAGACCAUUUCCAAAGGCCUUUGUCUUUCCCCCAUCACAGUUGUUUGGGGUUUGUUAGCUCAGAUCAUUGCCUGAGAUGGAGACUUGCUCUUCUUUUUUUCUGAUGACUGAAGUGUAACCCAGGAAAGGGAAUUUGAGAAGCUAUGAAGGCUAGAGUCCUGCAUGGGUCCAAUCAGAAGGACCCGGACCUGCUGACCCCUAUCCCAACCCACACCCACCACCCAAUACAUUCCCCUACCAGAGCUGCUACUCAACCCGAACCCUACACAGUUAAACUUACCUUCCAAGCCGGGACCGCAUAACCAGAAAUUACCUGAAAUGACUUCACUGUAGACUGGAAGUGAUGUCAUUCCGGCACCUUUUUGGCAGGAAAGGGACAUCUUAGCCAGGUACCCAGGCAGGCAUACAGAAUAGCCCAUACAUAGUAAAGCUGGAGUACAUAACCUGUGAGUUCAUAACAUUUAUUUAUUUAUAUGGCAUGGACAUGUUGCAGAGCACUCACAUCUAUUUCUGCACAAGCAUAAGGUCCCUAUAACAUUCACCAGAUUUAAUACCAGUAUAUGUGUGUGAGGAAACUUUGGUGCCUGGGAGAAGGGGAUGACACUUCAUUGGGAAGCCCCUACAUCUGUCUGAGAAAUUGUACCAAAAGCCAAUGACAUCUGUAUAAGAAAGAGUGGGGCAAGUAACACGAGGGGCAGAUGCCCAUCUUACAAACAUUAAAUGUUUUUGAACUACAAUUCCUAGAAUCCUAUUUUACCCACCUUAAAUUCUGGGCAAAAAAAGACCCAUUGUGGGAGAACAAAACAGCACAUUGUGUGUUUUAUUUUAUAGUUUGCCUUAUGGGUACCCUGGGGUAUUGGGACCUAGGCUCUCUCUAUAGCCGACUGACCUUGCUCCCUGUUGUAUGCCCUUCCUAGCAAAACCCAGCCUGGACUGUUUCGCUCCUGGAUCCCUACAGGUGUUAGGAACUACCUAGUUAUGAACCAGGGACCUGUUACAUUCCAGGCACUGCUCCUCCUGCCUGAGCUACAGGAGGCAGCAUGGCGAGAGCCUGAAAUAUAAUAUCUUCUAUGACACUGCCUCCAUCUUCCAGGAAUCCAUGCCCUCUAUCCAGCUGUGGGCAAUUGCUCAUUUAAAGGCUAUUUAAGCUUGCAUCCCAGACUCCUCAGUGCUGGAUUAUUGGAUUUACCGCUGACUCCAAGCCUCGUGAAAAUCUUGAUCUUGAUCCUGUUUUGGUUCCUGCUCUUGAUCCUGCUCCUGUUUCUGCUCCUGUUCUCGAAUCUGGUAAUCUUGUCUUGUUCCUGUUUCGUCCUGUCCUGUUCCUAUCUGGUCCCUGAUUUCUAUUUCUAAUCCCUCUGAUUUUUGAUCUCCUGUUAUUGACCUUGACUAGUUUUUUGACCCGUCCUUACCUUUGGCCUGUCCCUGAUCUGUUUGUCUGCCACCUGCCCUUGACCUUUGGCCUGAACUCAGUCUUGUUUUUGCUGCCUUGUUAUAUCUCUCUGCAGAAGUGUGUGCACAUUUUUUCCAUAUUAAAACUUAAAAGUUAUACAGCA
Molecule: messenger RNA, 2972 nt
Organism: Xenopus laevis (African clawed frog)
Lineage: Eukaryota; Metazoa; Chordata; Amphibia; Anura; Pipidae
Exons: 6
Coding region: 260-1078 (272 amino acids)
Source: RefSeq, a predicted model, not a curated record